AUAACAAAAAACUCAAAAUUUUGACCUAAUCUACCACCCCUUAACAAGAAUACGUGACAUUACCCUGUAUUGGACUGUACUAGUUUAUUUUUGAAAACGGUAUAUUAUAGUGAUAAUUUGUUUUAUACAUGUAGGAGGGCUUCAUUUGGCACAGUUUUAUAGGUAUAGGUGAAUUUCCGUUCACAGAGAAAGUAUUUUUUUAAUCGUAAUCUCGUUGAACUUUUGAGUAUCAGUCGCUUGUUUCAAGAAGCAGCCAACGUGUUCAAAGCGGUUAAGCUGCAGUAUGAAUCAAUGAAUUCAUUCCAACAUUUUUCACUGGCUCAAGAGAUUGGGUAAUAUGGGACAUUUACAAAAACAAGUAAUUAAGGAACUAUUUCAAUAAGCAUAAGCGUAUGAUAAUAAAACAUUCAUUGCGAUUGUUUACUUUAAAAUUGAUUUGUAAUGAAUUUAUUGAUUCGUAAUGUAGAGAUUAUACAUCGUACGUUGAAAAAAUAUUGAUACUGCAUUAUGCCUCAGUGAAGUAGAAGCCAAAUAUUUGUUGCAGGUAGAACUUAUAUAAAGUGUAAAGUAAUUUUCAUGAUAAUGAUCAAGUUGCCAUUAUCUAAUCACGAUGUUUUUAAUUCAAAAUCGAGUUAGUCCCCCUGUUCCACAAUACUCAAAUAAUGAUUCACUUUUCUCGAUUAUAAUUACAGUUUGUUGCUAAUUUAGAUAUUAUUUUUAUUAAAGAUGUAUCAAUUCAUAUUGUCGUGCAUAAUAGUACUCUUGGUAGGGACACUGUAUGGCAGAUCGACAAACUAUCACUUUAUCUACCGAUGUGAUCAAUACGUUGAACCCAAGGUUCCAUUCUGUAGCUAUAGAUAGUGUCGUGAUCUCUACUGGGUUCAAAAAUUUCAAUAUGACCAAUUCAAAAUUGAUCCGAAUGAUCAAAAACAUGGCUCCAGGAUAUUUGAGAAUUGACGGUACCUUAGCGGACAGGAUUAUAUUUUCUGAGGAUGGAUCAGGAACGCCAGUAGCAGGAAACUUUCUGCUAACAGGUGCUAGGAAUCCUGAUCGCCAUCUUGUGCAUAUGUGCAGUUUGCUCCAAGCCACACAGCGAUCCCCAAGAGAAUGUCCUAGAAACAAACGCCAAGGAUCUUCAGCAAGAGCCAGAAGAUAUGGAGACGGCUGACACGAUGGCUUUCAGACCUCUGUUUGCGUACAGAAGAAAGACGGCACAGGGAUACAGGAUCAACAGGAGGAGUGAUUACAGUGGUUAUCGUCCUAGGGGUAGAUGGGUCUACGUCUACACGUAGGCUUACUGCUGAAGGACAUUUGUACUGUUGUUCGCAUUUAGGAAAAAGCAAGAAAAUAAGAUCUUGUUCACCAAAUCGUCAAGGCGGAGUGUAGGUAGUAUAUACUAAUACCUUUCCAUAUCUGAAAAUAAAAAAGUUGUGAAUUCGGUUUUUACGGAUAUACAUUUUCUAAACACUCCACAUCUUCAAUCACAUAUCUCAGACACUAUGGAACCGAUGUCUUUGAAAUUUUCCACGAAGUUACCUAGAGGUAAUGUGGAACUAGAAGGACGGUGAAGAAAAUCCAGGGUCGGACUCAAUUUUUUCACUUCUUUAGAAAAACAUAAUAUACAUGUUCGGCCCUGCAUACUGCCUUUUUCUGCACUUUUAACUUUAUUUCAAGUUGGUCUGGAAGGUUAAAUUUAUUGGAAUUGCAAAUAAAAUCCCGUUUCCACUCUAAGCAGACCCCUUGUUGUACAAUAUCAGUUGGUAGAAUUAAUUCAUUGAAAAAACUACCGAAAAAGGUAAAUAUGGUGUAUAAAAUUAAUUUUCCUUUUUAUUUAUAUGAUGUAUUUUUCUUUUUUUCUGCAAAAUAGUACUAAAUUCAGAGCAUCCCUAAUAAGUAAUAAAAAAUGUAGCCCACCUGGGAUUAUGAGUUUUAAAAACAUCUUUAGAUCAAUAUUAUUUUAACUAACUGUUGAAAUUUUGAGUUUUGUGACACAUAAACUGAUAAAAAUUAGAGAUUAGGAUUAAAUAAACAUUUUUAAAUGAAAAAACUAAAAGUGGCGCAAUUAAUGUAUUUUGCUAAUUAAUUAGCACCGUUUAUUAGCUUCUUUGUACAUAGUCAAACAUUUCAAAUAUUCAGCUUAAAAGGUGUUUUGCUAAAAAAGUAAAGUAAAUUCGUCCUGGAUUUUUAACUAUCCGUCUAGCUUUACGUUACUCUUGGUAACUUUGUUAUAGUGCAAAAUUUCAGCAAAAGUGCCGAAAAAAACGGCUGUAAUGAUGUUAAAAGUUUUUCAUGAUUAGAUAUAUCCAUAAAAUGAAUGAAUUUAGAACCAUCUAUUUUCAGAUAUGAAAAGGUCUCGGUCCAUACUACCAUUUCACUAUGUCCAUUUAAGUACGGAACACACUUUAUUAUCAUCCAACCUCAUCGUUUGGUAUAUUUCUUGAGCUAAAAGUAGUAGCUCAAACUAUUCCAUGACAAUUAUUGUUUUUGUUUGUAAGAACAUACUCAUAUAUCCUUAAUCGAUAUCUGACAUGACAUCAAUUUUGUUUUAAUAUCUUGGUAAUCUCCCUUAUGUCGAAUGAACUGAAAACUUUCAUAAUGAUAUAUUUUCUUAGAUCCAUAACUGGUAAUAAAGACUUCAAGACCUAACAUCAGGUUCAAACUUGUUCAGUUUAAAAUGUUUAUUGUAUUCGUUCAUGAUGUAUGAUGUUGUAUCGCCUGGAACUAGAGUCACACAUAUUUAAUAAAGAAAAUACAUCAACUGGUUAUUAAGUCAAUGAUUAACAAGUACAUUAAGAUAAUACGAUAAGAUGUGCAAGCUUCAGAUGAUAGGCUGGAAUGUCCUUACCUUCGUUUUACCAUUUUGUGUUUUUGCAAAUACCUUAUUAUCUAAUUUUAUUUACAAUAAAAUGCCAUCUGGACCUACCAAAACAUCAAAAUAAAGAUCGAUGCGAAUUUUCAGUUUACCUUCGUUUAUUCCAAGGUUGGAACAUUAUUUUUACGAGUAUUUUUAUCUUAAUUAUAUGUGAUUCGGACUGGGCUUUCAAAUAUUUUGUGGAUGGAACAAAAUUACAGAAAUAUAAAUGCGGAUAUAUCGAUAGAAGUUGUUAAGGACACUGUCGUAAUUUUCCUUUUAUUUUUUCUGCAGCUCUUGCCAAUUGUAAUGUUAUGAAUCAUUGAGAGUGUCUAGUUUUCACUUAUUAAUAUUAAUUUAUUUUUUUAAUGGUUAACGUAUGCAUUAUUGUUAUAUAAAAUCUAUUUAUUAUUAUUUAUUUUUGGUAUAUUUAAGCUUUUUAGCUGUCAGCCUAUUUAUACAAUAAAAAUGUAACAAGCUCGU
Messenger RNA from Acanthoscelides obtectus, 3334 nucleotides. The record is from the annotation of a GenBank genome assembly. NCBI's taxonomy places the organism in Eukaryota, Metazoa, Arthropoda, Insecta, Coleoptera, Chrysomelidae.